Molecule: messenger RNA, 855 nt
Organism: Saccostrea echinata
Lineage: Eukaryota; Metazoa; Mollusca; Bivalvia; Ostreida; Ostreidae
Exons: 5
Coding region: 1-855 (284 amino acids)
Molecular function (GO): protein binding
Source: RefSeq, a predicted model, not a curated record
AUGACACUGCUGAAAGGAAGACAACUCGUACAGGACAGUGUAGAUUUGCAACAGCAGUCCCGUAGCACACCAAUUCCACUGAAUGGUGCGAUUACCAAAUCUGAAGGUGAGACACUACUGACUUUAUUACAAGAUGUCGUUCUUCUGAAACAGGGACUUGCGUCGACAAUGAACCAAGUUACGUUUCUUCAGAGUGAGUUGAGAGAGCAACGAAAACUACACAAGAGUGAAAUUGAAAAUCUACGAGGCCAGAUGGAAACUCUACAGCAAUUUACCAAUUUGUGCAAUCGGACUAUCCAUGAAGGAAUACAAGAGGCAGGAAAGAACAUGUCUAGUCUCGUGGAAAGUGUUAGACAUUUGAACAGGUCCAUGGAACUCGAUCUCAACAUAGACCGUAAAACAAACGACUCUAGGAGUAGAGAAAUAACAACAAACACUGUCUUAUCUAGAAUGCAGACAAAGAUUCAACAUCUAGAAACAGAUGUAAACACCAGAAUUAGCUUCACAGCUGGGAGAACAGCCACUAAACAGGACUGGACGGUAGGAGAGAGAAUCGUAUUCACAGCUGUGAUUGACAGUCAAGGUGGCGGAUACAAUGCAAGUACUGGAAUAUUCACAGUCCCUAAAAACGGGACGUACCUCUUCUUCUGUAAUAUUUUGACGUAUGCUAACCACAACUUUAAUGCCGAUAUCGUUGUCAAUGGACACACAAAAGAGAGGAUUCAAGUGCAUUCUGUUAUGGGACGAACCCAUUUGGUGAAUUUUCUCAGCAUCUGUACCACUCUAUCUGUUGGUGCUACCACACUGAAGAAAGAAAAAGAGAUGUCAGCCUAUUUUGUGCAACUAGGCCAAUGA